AUGGCGUCACCAAACAGUUUAAAUUACUCGAGUGGCAUCGUGUCCAUUUGCUUGUAUUUCUGUUAUUGGUAUUUGUACCAUUUAGUCGCAUUUCCAAUUCUUGUGUGUAUUUCUAUGAAAUAUUUUGAUGAUGGAACAGAUGAAAAGUACUUCUGUGAUGGGCACAUUUAUAGUGGUAAUAUUGAAUUGGGUGUUAUAAUAAAUGGAUUUGAGUGCAUGUGUGGCGUAUUUCCAUCAAUUGUCUUUUCAACGUGUUUUACACUGAUAUACCAAAUCGCGUUUGGAGGAAGUGGAAUGUCUUAUAUUAUAGCUUUUGUGCCGGUUAUAGUGUUAGUUGGGUGUGUGUUGUUGUGCAGUGACUGCAAUUGUUGUUUUAUUACUAGUUACGAGAUGUGCCCAUUGCUGUGCCCUGAUUGGUGCGGAUGUGUGAAAACAAUAUGUUGCUGUACCUGUACUACUUGUGGAUAUUCAGAUCCAAUCCACACGACUAUGUACUAUGAUGUAAAUGCGUAUCAUCAUCAAAUUAUUGGAUACGAUCUUAUUUAA
Molecule: messenger RNA, 546 nt
Organism: Entamoeba invadens IP1
Lineage: Eukaryota; Evosea; Mastigamoebida; Endamoebidae
Exons: 1
Coding region: 1-546 (181 amino acids)
Source: RefSeq, a predicted model, not a curated record